Pecten maximus is the source of this 1442-nucleotide messenger RNA. RefSeq names its product solute carrier family 23 member 1-like. The record is from RefSeq and is a predicted model, not a curated record. Gene Ontology annotation, cellular component: membrane. Bases 55 to 1035 code for a protein of 326 amino acids. Lineage: Eukaryota; Metazoa; Mollusca; Bivalvia; Pectinida; Pectinidae. Gene Ontology annotation, biological process: transmembrane transport. Gene Ontology annotation, molecular function: transmembrane transporter activity. The transcript is spliced from 5 exons.
UUCGUAAAUGCAUAGUUGACAUGUUUUUGUGUGUCACAGAUUCUGAUUGGUUUAAUGGUUGGUUGGGGACUGUCGGCUGUUCUGACAAAAACGGGCGUGUUGACAGACGAUCCAUCCAAAGCUGAAUACAUGGCCAGGACGGACGCACGAGCGGACAUCAUCACAAACGCCAACUGGUUUAAAGUCCCCUACCCAAAUCAGUUUGGAUCACCGACAUUUAAUACUGGGGUGUUUAUUGCUUUUUUCAUCGGAACUCUUAACUCCAUUCUCGAUUCCAUCGGUGAUUACUACGCUUGCGCAAGAACUUGUAACGUGCCUCCUCCGCCUCGAUAUGCCGUCAAUCGAGCUAUUGCUGUGGAAGGCAUUGGAAGUGCCUUAUCAGGGAUUUUAGGGUGUGGCCACGCUACUACCACUUACGGGGGCAAUAUUGGUGUGAUAGGACUCACAAAGGUCGCAAGUCGGGAUGUUUUACUGUGGACGGCAUUCAUCUACAUAGUUUUCGGCCUCGUUGGGAAAGUUUCAGCACUUUUCAUAACAAUACCACUUCCGGUCCUAGGUGGCGCUAUGAUCGUCAUGUUCGGAAUGUUUAAUGGUAUCGUCCUAUCCAAUCUCCAAGUGGUAUCCCUUUCAUCUACUCGGAACCUCGCUGUCAUCGGAACCUCUCUUCUUACAGGUCUGAUGGUUCCCUACUGGCUGGAGAACUAUCCGGAUGAUCUGAAAACAGGCAAUGUUUAUAGAGACAAAGUAUUGAUGACACUACUUUCCAACCCUAUCAUAUGUGGAGGCGUCUUGGCAGUGUUUCUUGAUAACACUGUUCCUGGAACGGCCAGAGAGCGAGGGAUCACAGCUUGGCAGGAGCCUGAAAAGUGUGGACAAUCUCGGACUUAUAGUGAGGGAUUAGAAAUGUACGCUCCCCUUCUACCCGCACGCUGGCUCUCGUGGAGGGUAAUGAAGUACUUACCUUUCUGUCAGUAUAAGGCUCAGGAGAAGGACAAAGAUACAUCACUACACGGUCAGGAAGAGCAAACGGUAUAGGUUAGUGGCUGAAUAGGGCAAAGUUACGUUCAUCCGAAUUAAAUAUUGAUGUGGUUCCAUCCAAUGUUCUGUCUGUUAAUUAAUUGCAAAACUUCUUCUUAAGCUUCUUACAUGGUCACACAAAUGUUACAAAAAUGUCCAAUAUUUCAGUAUACAACACUGUUGUAAAAAUGAAUCGUACAUCAUUUUGGACAAACUGAAAUGGCGAGUGGUGAAUUCAAAUAAAAACUAGCCAAACACAAUGUUAACGAAAUAAUGCCAGCAAAUAAGUUGUAGUCGGUGGACUACAGUGCCUAUUUCCAGAGACACUUGGUGUUGGCGUAGUUCCGAGUAUGGAAAUGUUGCGUGGAAAAGAGUAGAGUAAUGCAGUUGUGGUUGCACAACACAUGACAAAAUGAUGUAAUAAA